AUGACGAUCCUGACUUGUGCACGCCUCACUCAAAGACUUGCAUCUCGAGCCCGGUUCAGCACAGCUCACCACACAGCUCCUCUGGACAUCUGCAUCUACCCUGAAGUUCAAGAAGCAUUGUCCACACACAAGCUAGUAGUAGCCCUCAAGACCACCCUCAUUGGCACGAGGAUGGAUGGAGGAAUGACUUGCAGUGCUACACUGAUAUUCGCUGCCUUGGCUAGUAUCAAGAUCUUCAUCUUCCUCCCUCUCACACUAGCCACACUAUCCAAACCCGCAUUCCUCCUGCUCUCCCUCCUCCUCACCAUACACACUGCCAUCCAUGGCACCAUGAUCCUCUUCUGGGGUUCCCCUGUGCUAUCGCUCCUUCAAGUCCUGAUGCCCCCUUCCUCCUCCUCAUCUGCUUCAACGCAUUCUCCACCUCCAUCCACCCAUGGCUCGGCCCUGCCACCUCCGUAUGGGUUUGGUGGUGGUCCAGAAGCUGGGGUAGCAGGGGAAGAGUGCUUGGUGGAUUGCGUACCCUGCAGCUGCAUCUUCCCCGCUGUCCUCGACAUUUCUCGGAGUUGCGAUUACCGCAUUGCUCUUUCUUAUGUUCAUCAGGAGCUGUCUUCAGACCCAUCAUAUUCCUACGUUCCACUCCUCCCAAACCUGAUUCCUCAUCUUCAGACUUUGCUCAACUUUGUUAUGAACACGCUGCCUAAACCAGUGCUGGUUGCCUUGCUGUACCGAUUGAUAGUGUUGCAGCUGGCUUCGAAGAUCUUGCCAGGUAUCGGUGCUGAUAGUUGGGACAAUGAAGAUGGCAUUGAUAAUGGAUGGGAAGAUCGACCAACGUUGACGUUGACUCGGAUACUCUUGACGUAUCGACAGUUGAUUUUCGUCACUGUACUCUCAUCUCCUCUUGUUGGAUCAUUCAUUCCAAGUAUGGUGGCACUGGAUUAACAUCUUUUUCAUGCUAGUUAUGUGGUCUAUCGAACUACUUGUUAGUACUGAAGACAACACAGUCCAAAAAGAAUGGAAGGUAGAUUGAUGAUUAAAGGUUCCUGUACUUGUUAUGCAUCAGCGUUCCACUCUGCU
Desarmillaria tabescens is the source of this 1074-nucleotide messenger RNA. RefSeq lists its product as uncharacterized. The transcript has 10 exons. Lineage: Eukaryota; Fungi; Basidiomycota; Agaricomycetes; Agaricales; Physalacriaceae. The coding region runs from base 1 to 939 and encodes 312 amino acids. The record is from RefSeq and is a predicted model, not a curated record.